This is a messenger RNA of Amoebophrya sp. A120, 4783 nucleotides long. NCBI's taxonomy places the organism in Eukaryota, Dinophyceae, Syndiniales, Amoebophryaceae. The record is from the annotation of a GenBank genome assembly.
AGACUUUGCGGUUGUAAUUUUAAAUUACCCCCCCUUUAGAGAUUAAUUGAACUGAGUACCAAGAAAGCUUAGAACCUUGCAUUUAUCUAAGCCCGAAAUGACAACCUUUCCCUCUUGUUUCCUGCAGCGCCACAACGGCCCUCCUACUUCACCUUGAUAGCUUGUUACGCAAGGACGGCACACGGACUUCGAAGUAAAGGUAUCCUUUUUGGAUCUUGUUCGGUAACGUAAGAAUACAUUAUGGGCGCCACGGAGUCGACCGAACGUGUUGGCCGGGGCCGUGUGGUCCGCGUGUCCUCAACUUCCCCCUACGAGCGUGGUUUCCGGAUCGGGGAGGCCAUGCUGGAGGACCUGUUGCGGUUGUACCAGGCCAAGGUAGAAGUGUACAAGGCUUCCAUGCGUCCCGCCGUGAUCCAGGAGUGGGAUCUGAUGGCGGAGAAGGCCGUGGACAGCAUGGAAGACUUUGCGCCGACCUCCUACGUCGAGCUCGAGGGCAUGGUGGCCGGCUGCCAGGCCCAGUGGGAGCGCAGUCGGGGCGGGGGGGUUGAGGAACCGCCCUUUCUCAAGAUGCUGAUGCGCCUCGCGUAUCAAAAGUAAAAAUGUCUGGGUCUGGAAACUUGUGAUGCUGUGUGGCGUAUCAUGAGGAGGCCGCAAUUGCUGGCUCCGCAUGACAAGUUUCUGAGCUUCUAGGUGUUGCCAAUUCCGCAUGACCUGCAUCACAGAAAAAUGGAGCUCUUGGGUAACGUGCGUGACAGAUUUAAGAGUCAUGCCAGACAAGCAUGACAAACAGGCAUUCUUCCCGACCCAGACAUUUUUACACUUGAUAUCGCGGUGGACUACGAGCUGCUGAUGUCGGAACUGCACGCCCGGUCCAGCUCCGAUUUCGUAAAGCACACGGAAAAGUUCGAGGUGUACUUGCAGUCCAUGAAGGGGGAGCACGACAACGCAAUCGUGCGCAACUCCCAAACGCACGAAGACAGCUGGACCCAGAUGAGGGCCUUGCCCAUCGCGGAAAACGCUCUCCUUUCCGAACAGGAUUCCGCGUUAACCGAAUCCUCAGACGAGGAGUCGUCCGAGCAGAGCAGUGAGAGGCAGCCCGUGAAGAAGAAGGCAAACAAGAAAACUUCGGACCACAACUCGGCGACGCAACAAGAAGUGGACACGGACGAGCAUACGGCGCAGUCUCAGUCUUCGGAAAUGAAUCAAGGGGACGACAGUGCCUCCUCCAGCUCCGUAGACCAGUAUGGGCCGAACGCGAGCAGCGACACGAGCCUGAGCGACGAUCAUCUGGAGGACCACUUGAAAAACAAAAAUAAGCCCAAGAACGUUCUUCCCGCCGGCCGGCAGGGGCAGAAGAUCCAGCACUCGAAGGUGAGCGACAUCGAGCGUCUUGCGUCCGGCAGCAGUAGCCUUGUGUACGACCACAACCUUCCCGAGGGGCGCGCUGGCGCGAAGUACGCCCGCGGACAACACAGCGACAUCUCGCGGUACGCCAGUGACGUGACCGACGCGCCAGACGCGCGACACGGCGCCCGGUACCAUGCGGGGCAGCACAGCGACUUCUCGCGGUACGCUUCUUCCGUCGGAGCCGGAGACCACCAUUUACAACUUGCCGGACAACAACAGCCGGACGGGCGGCAUGGGAAAGUGCACGCACGGGACGACGACAGCCACUUUUCGCGGUUCGCCAGCACCGAGUACUACGGCGGCGUGCCGGGGGGCCGCACCGCGGGGGGUCGCCACAUGCACGACAGCGACAUCUCGCGGCUGGCGUCCACCGAAGUUGAUCAUGAUGUCGGGUCCGCCGUAGCCAACCUGCCACCCUCCGUGUCGAAAGACAGCCGGAUGACGGCUACCAUGAGGCGAUCGCUGCCUUCCGGGAUCGACAGUUAUGGUGGAGGGGGCUCCGUGCUGCUUGCUGGGAAGACGACGUCCUCAAAAGCCUCCUUGGAUGGUGGCCGGCCGCCUCUAGCAAGUCAUCCGGAGAACGCAGAGGGCGAGCAGGACGACCUACUAGUAAUCGAGCGCAACGCGACCGUCGGAACCAUCGUUAGCUCGGUGAGACAACUUUUUUUUUGUAUCGAAACUGGCAGACUCAUAGUGAAAUCUCGAGUACAGUUUACUGCUCAACAUAUCGUUCACUUGAGCAUGGCAAAUUCCUAUCUGUGUUUGCUUCUCAACCGAAAUUCUAGUUUCCAAGUUUGUUUUGAUUCGCCUCUCUAUCGAGCAAUUGACUUUCUCACAGGCGGGCCGCCGCACCGACGCGGUCAGGUACGGGUCAUACGAGCGCAACGACUUCGACGUGGGCUGCACGGGAAUCGCCACGCUGUACGGCGGCAUGCACCCCAACCACCGUGUGAUCAGUGGACAAACGAACGAUGAGUCUCCUGCGUUUUUCGACGACGGGAAGCACGACGUGGUGAUUCUGUCCUCGAACCGGUCCCUCGAAUCCGAACUGGAGUCCGGCACGGAGUCCGCCGCGGAGCACGCCCGGAAUUCCAUCGGGUCCGAGGAGUCCGGAAACGGGCAGACGCCGGCGCUGAACAAGAUGAGUAUCGACGACCAGAACCGGCUGGAGACGUGGUGCAAAAAGCGCGUGACGGACUUCCUGAUCCCCAUGUUGUCCGCGAACCUGGACAACUUCAUGCAGGAGAUGCGCAAGAUGAACAUUCUGUUCACUUCGAAGGAGCUGUCCUUCCACCAGGGCCUGUUCCUGGAGCCCUGCGCGUCCAUGAUCUACACCCACCCCGGGCAGGGCGCCUACAUGGGGCUCAACGCCUACGGCGUGUCCGUGCUCUGGCAGUACAUCGACAACGGGGAGCGCGGCCAGGUUUCCGGCUGCGAGGCGGUGGUGACCAACACGCUGAUCCGGGAGAUGCUGCUGCUGCCCUCGGCGAAGCACGCACUGGCGUAUCUGCACGCCGUGUACAUCCAGGAUCUAAUCGGGAUUCCGAACUGCUUUACCAUCUCGGACCCGGGGUACAUCUACUCCGCGGAAGUGUCCAAUUCCACCUUCGUGGUGGAGGAGGCACACCCGGUGCAGGGGGGAACCAUCGUGCACGGAAACCACCUGCAGUACAAUCCGGAAACCAUCGGGCCGCCGCCCGUGGGAAAGGACAUGACACUCAUGGUAGGAUUAAUUUUUCAUUGGAGUGGGGUAACAAUUGAUUCAACUAAGUCGGAUCGCCGACUUAGUCGUCCGUCCGGCCGCACGGACGACUAAGUCGGAGUUUGCCGCGGGCGGAAACUUCCUCCUUCAGGAAAUCGAAGAGCCGAGAACCCCGACCCGGGGUCCUGCCGUUACAGCACGCGAAAACCUUAUGAGAAAAUGCACUUUUGUAAACGGAUUUUUGCACUUUUGGUGUGUUUUUUUUCGGGUGGGCAUGAGCAUCCCGAAAAAAAAUGGCAAGAGCUACUUUUUAUGCAUGACAGUUGCUGUUUAUGCAUGACAGAUUAUCCCUUUCUGCAAUAAAAAAAGCAAACUUUUCUUCCUUUCCUGCAAAAGCAAAAAAAAGCAAAAGUCCGCACUUUUCAUUUGGAAAAAGUGCAACCUUCUUCAGCUUCGCCUUCACAUUCCCAGCUCGGGGGGGGUUGCGCGUUCGCAAGCAAAAGCCCGCACUUUCAAAAGUGCAAUCUUUUUCAGCUUCAUUCCCAGCUCGGCUCGGUGGGGUUGUGCGAAUUCCCGGCUCGGGGGGUUGCGCGAAUUCCCAGCUCCGGGGGUUUCGCGUUCGUUGCGCGUCUGGCGAACGCGCAACCCCCCCGAGCUGGGGAUUCGCGCAACCCCCCCGAGCCGAGUGUGAAUGCGAAGCUGAAAAAGGUUGCACUUUUUCCAGAUGAAAAAAGUACUCAAAUGAAAAAUGCGGACUUUCGCUUUUUUUUGCUUUUGCAGGAAAUGAAGGAAAAUUAGUUUUUUUCAAUUGCAGAAAGGGCUAAUCUCUCAUGCAUAAACAGAAACUGUCAUGCAGAAAAAACAGCAUUUGCCAUUUUUUUUCGGAAUGCUCCCCUGAAAAAAAAAACACGCCAAAAGCGCAAAAAUCCGCUUACAAAAGUGCACUUUCUCAUACGGUUUUCAGAUGCUGGAACGGCAGGACCCCGGGUCGGGGUUCUCGGCUCUUCGAUUUCCUGAAGGAGGAAGUUUCCCGCGACAAAGUCCGACUUAGUCGUCCGUGCGGCCGGACGGACGACUAAGUCGGCGAUCCGACUUAGUUGAAUCAAUUGUUACCCCACUCAUGCUUGUCGUUGUCGUUGAAUAAAAUCUACUUUCCCGGUAGUUCUUGGUUCGUUUAGUAGUUGCUGUCACGGACCCCCGCGGUGUCAUGAUCCUUGUGAAGAGUAGCUAGUGCGACCACGACGGCUAGAGCGCUGCUCAUUUGGUGUGUGAUUUUGUUUGAAAAAAAAACAACUACAGAAACCGUCGAACUCCAAGUGGCGCGUGAAGCACAGCACGGACUUUCUCGCGAGGACACGAAAACAGAGACCAGCCGCAAAUGGCGUGCUCGUCUCUGACCUCUUCCAUCUAUUCGGCGAGCCGCCACUGCUGCGGCCCAUUCCCAGUUUGACCCUGCAAGAGCACUUGAACGACCCAACCUUCCAAGAGGACUACUCCGCAACACUGUGUGCAAUGGUGUUUGACAACGAGAAGCGAGAAGGCUUUUUCCGCUUCUGGGGAGACUUCGAGUUCGACAACGUAGAGACAAGGAAGGAAAAGGACGUCUACCUGUCGGUAAAACUACCCACGCAGGACUGGAAGCAGGGAGUCAAGCGGGACUAUAAAGUGCUGUGA